Sphaerodactylus townsendi is the source of this 1846-nucleotide messenger RNA. RefSeq names its product developmentally regulated GTP binding protein 2 (gene DRG2). NCBI's taxonomy places the organism in Eukaryota, Metazoa, Chordata, Lepidosauria, Squamata, Sphaerodactylidae. Gene Ontology annotation, cellular component: cytoplasm. Gene Ontology annotation, biological process: cytoplasmic translation. Gene Ontology annotation, molecular function: GTP binding; GTPase activity. The record is from RefSeq and is a predicted model, not a curated record. The coding region runs from base 75 to 1169 and encodes 364 amino acids. The transcript has 13 exons.
UGCCGGAGGGACACGUUCGCGUGUCGGACCCGCAGAGAUCCACUUCCGGUUUCUCGCGCUCCCCACCGGCCACGAUGGGGAUCCUGGAGAAGAUCGCGGAGAUCGAGAAAGAGAUCGCCCGGACCCAGAAGAACAAGGCUACUGAAUACCACCUGGGCCUGCUGAAGGCGAAACUGGCCAAAUACAGAGCUCAGCUCUUGGAACCUUCGAAAUCGGCGGCAGCGAAAGGCGAAGGGUUCGAUGUGAUGAAAUCUGGGGAUGCCCGGGUGGCACUGAUUGGGUUUCCUUCUGUGGGUAAGUCCACCUUCCUGAGUUUAAUGACCUCCACCGCCAGCGAAGCAGCUUCCUACGAGUUCACCACGUUGACCUGCAUCCCGGGAGUCAUAGAGUAUAAAGGAGCUAACAUUCAGCUUCUCGACCUGCCGGGGAUCAUCGAAGGAGCUGCGCAAGGAAAAGGUCGUGGGCGCCAAGUGAUUGCCGUGGCCCGGACAGCGGAUGUUGUCAUCAUGAUGCUGGAGGCCACAAAGGGGGAAGUGCAGAGAGCCCUGUUAGAAAAGGAGUUGGAAUCGGUGGGCAUCAGGCUGAACAAAUAUAAGCCCAACAUCUACUUCAAGCCCAAGAAGGGAGGGGGCAUCUCCUUCAAUUCGACGGUGAUGCUAACCCAGUGCUCUGAGAAAUUGGUACAACUAAUUCUCCACGAAUACAAAAUCUUCAAUGCCGAGGUCCUGUUCAGAGAAGAUUGCUCGCCCGAUGAGUUCAUUGACGUGAUUGUUGGCAACCGGGUCUAUAUGCCCUGUCUUUAUGUUUACAACAAAAUUGACCAGAUCUCAAUGGAGGAAGUGGAUCGCCUGGCUCGGAAACCCCACAGCGUCGUCAUUAGUUGUGGCAUGAAACUGAACUUGGACUACCUGCUGGAGAUGCUUUGGGAAUACCUGGCUCUCACCUGCAUCUACACUAAGAAGCGAGGCCAGAGACCAGACUUCUGUGAUGCCAUAAUUCUGCGGAAAGGUGCCUCCGUUGAGCACGUUUGCCAUCGGAUUCACCGGACUUUAGCCAGUCAGUUCAAAUACGCUUUGGUUUGGGGCACCAGUACCAAGUACAGCCCCCAGCGAGUCGGACUCGGCCACAUGAUGGAACACGAAGACGUGAUCCAGAUAGUCAAGAAGUAGCCCCCCACUGAUCCGCUGAUGCCUCGGCCUGCCCCAACAUGACGGUGGCUUGUGUGAAACCCGAAAAACGAGGCAGGGGUACCUGGGCCUUUCCUGCCACUUCUGUGAAGCGUGCCUGGGGGUCGGAAGAGACCAUAGAAACGGUGGCGGCCGGAACGCGGAUUCCCGUCUGAGAAUCUCUGCUGCAGCUCGCUCCUGGGUGCCUUUAAAACUCUCUAACAGGAGGUCUUUUUUUUUAAUCAGCUACCCAGUCGCAGGUAGCCCAAAGAAUUUGCCUUGGAUUUGGGAAUUGGCGAAAGGGGAUCAAGUCUCUCCUUUCGACCCUGUCUACCCCCAGUUUGAACAAACAGCUCCUCAUUUUCUUCCCGUGUUAGAAACGGAUACUUCUGUAUUCCCCUGACUUGACAAGCAAGCACAUGCUCAAAAUCAUUUGCGUGAAAACCGGAGGACUCUGGAACAGCCACGGAGCCACUGGUGGAGGUUCCUUUCCUCCACCUACUCUUUCGGUAACUUCUCUUAGGGGUUUGGCUAGGGAAAUGAGGCUUGUUUUGGAAAACAGCAAUUGAGUCCCGACCCUCUCUUCAACCGGCUGUUCUGCCUCGAUUCUAGAACUUUACCGCCGGACCCUUCAAAAACCACGCGCCUGUCGAUUAAAAUAAAAAUUGAUUUCUGCUUUC